Odocoileus virginianus texanus is the source of this 2133-nucleotide messenger RNA. The record is from RefSeq and is a predicted model, not a curated record. Lineage: Eukaryota; Metazoa; Chordata; Mammalia; Artiodactyla; Cervidae.
AUGGGAGCUCAAGCCGGGCGACUGCCGGUUUUGUGGCCGGACUCUGCCGCCUCAGCGGGCUCAGGCAUUGGAAAAGUAAAGCAGCUGCUCUGGGGGACCCAAACCGCCACCGUGUUAUGGGCGUGCGCAACUGCCUCGACGGCAAUAAUAUGUCAGGACAACGCGAUAACCCCCUUGAACUCGGGGAACAGCCCGAGCAACCACCUUUGGAGGCCCCAGGGGCAGCUGCCCCCGGUGCUGGGCCUGGCCCAGCCGAAGAGAUGGAGACCCCACCGCCUCACAGCGAGCCCAUCCCCAUCGAGACUGAAGGCGAAGCCUGUGGACCCCCAGAGGUCUCCAGACCCAACUUCCAGGACCUCAGCCAGGCCUUCAAGGAAGCCGGGGCCCAUGGAGGGUACAGCCCACCUCCCGAGGAAGCCAUGCCCUUCGAGGUCGAACAGGCCAGCUUGGGAAGCUUCUGGCCUACCCUGGAGCAUCCUGGAGACACCACUGGGACCAGUGCAGGCCUUGAGGCCUUCAGCCCACCGGUCAUGGAGCCCGGAGCCUCCCAUGAGGCCGUUCCAAGCCUGGGAAGCUACAGCCCUCCACCAGAAGAAGCCAUGCCUUUUGAGUUUGAGCAGCCUGACCAGGGAGACAACCAACCUCCCUUGCAGGUCUCAGACCUUGCUCCAGGAGGCCCAGGUUCGGUGGUCUUCAGGGCUCCUCCCGAGGAGCCCCGAGCCAUCAGACCUGCAAACGCAGGCAUCAGAGGAGGAUGCAGCCCUCCCCACAAGGAGGAUCUGCCAUUCGAGUUUGAUGGAGCAGCCUUGGGGGACGACAGCCCACCCCCUGGGCUCCCCCGAGCUAUCCCACAGAUCGACGGCGGAGGGGGCAGCCAGAUCACGACAGUCGCGGUCUCGAGUGCGAUCCUCCUCGCUCCCGCCGCGAACGAGCCCCCCCUCUGGGUCCCCGGCAUCAUCGGCAGCCCAUCUCGAGAGGCUCUCAGACCUCCUCCACACUUCGCGGGAGACAGCCCCCCGAUGGAGGUCUCCAGACCCCCGCGCGAGGUUGGCAGCGCCCCCGUUGGGGUCGAUGACGCUCCCGGCGACAUGGACAGCCCCCCAGUCGCGCCUGACGUUCUGCGCAUCGAGGUCUCCGGAGCUCCCGUUGAGAGAGAGCAAGCAGAAGGAGAGAGACCCCCAGCUGAGGGAGAAGCAGCCGAGAUGGAGGGAGGCUCAGCCACCACUGCCGCGGAGGGAGGCAAGGUCCCCGAUCCCGGGGACGGAGCCCCUGCCGCUGCCACCGAGGCAGCACUGGCCGCUCCAGCCGCCGAGGCAGCCUCGGCUGCUCCAGACCCCCCAGCCGCUGGAGCAGCCCCUGCCGCUCCUGCCGCCCCAGCCGCUCCUGCCGCCCCAGCCGCUUCUGUCGCUGGGGCAGCCCCGGCCGCUCUUGUCGCCAGGGGAGCCCCUGUUGGCCGAGCGGCUCCUGUCCCCCGGGCAGCCACUGUCCCCCGGGCAGCCACUGUCCCCCGGGCAGCCUCCGUCCCCCGGGCCACUCCUAUCACCUGGGCAAACCCCGCCUCGGGAGCCCGACCCGAGAUCAGUUUCCUUAGACCCCCAAGCCCAGAGAUCCAGGCUGCCGAUCCGCCUGUUCCGCAGCCUCCGCGCGCAUCUGCCUGGCGGGGCAGGUCAGAGCCCAGCUGCUGUUACCUCUACAACGACCAGAUAUCGGUCAGCAGCGACAGCGGAGACGAAUCCGACGAUGGGACCUUCGGAUGCCGCCGCUGGUUUUCGUCCAAGCGAAACCGUCGCCGCCGAAAGCCCCGGCGCAACUUGCUCCACAACUUCCUCGUCCGGGUCUUCCGAGGCUGCGUCUUCGGAUCCGAGAGCCCCCAGUUCAGAGGCUCCUUCAGCCCCAAGGUCAAGAAGGUUGCCUUGGCGGAGAAGCGCAGACAAGACCGCAAGGAAAACGCGGGGAAGCGUGGCCAGAAGUGGUCCGAGAAGAGACAGAGCCAGCUCACCAACAAGCAACUCCAGAACAAGAAGAUGGACAACUCGCAUACGCACCGCAUGCUGUUUCUAGCUGGACAAACCAGUGCCAGCGAUCGUAAGACCACGUCGCCGAGUCGUGGGGUGGGGGACGGCAAGAAAGGCG